CCCCCCCCCAAAUGAAGACAGAACAAGUUCCUGCUUUAUACAUUCUGCUUUCUCACAAGGCUCAUAUCAGUAUUUCUCAGAUUAGGCAGCCAGAUUUACCAUGGCUGACAACUGGACAUCACCACAAAUUGUCUUCAUCAGUACCAGAUACUGAAAAUAUCUGACAGGGAAAACAAGAUGCCUGAUUACAGCAAUGUUUCAACAUACUCUACGCCUGAAAGUUUGUCUUUGCAUGAUGGGAGAAGCAGUUUCUAUAAAGCAUUUCUAUGUAAUUUGAAUAAUUCUGACAACUCGAAAAACAACGAAACAUUUCUUCCUGCCAUAUGUGCAAAUGACACUUCUGGAACAAUAAAACCCCUCAAUGUUAUAACUGUUAUAGUCUGUAUUUUGGGGCUUCCUGGAAAUGGAAUGGUCAUCUGGCUUCUUGGCUUCAGAAUUAAGAGGACUCAUUUCACAACCUACGUCAUGAACCUUGCCAUUGCUGAUUUUGGUGUCCUCAUCUUCCUGCUUAGCAUGGCUAGCUCUGCAAUACACUCGUGUGAUGGCUACCCUGUUACAAAGUCCUCCUUUCAAAUAAUCCGUCAGCUAACUUUCUUCGCUUAUUCUGUUAGCCAGUUUCUAUUGGCAACUAUCAGCAUUGACAGAUGUGUGGCCGUUCUCGUCCCACUCUGGCAUCGAUACCACCGGCCCCCACAUUUAUCCAUCAUGGUUUCUAUCCUAAUUUGGUUAGUCUCCUUUCUGCUUGCUGUCAUCCAUUUAGUUCUUUUAGAGACAAAGCGUUUAGUUUUUUUCUACCACCUUUUUGUGAAUGUCCUGCUUUGCACACCUAUCAUGGUCAUAUCUACUCUCAUUCUGUUCAUCCAUGUCUGUUAUAAACCAAAACAACAACUGCGGCGAAAGCUUGCCACAGCCAUUUUAUUCACACUCCUCUUUUUUGUCCUCUUUACCUUCCCAUUUAACAUGAUUUAUAGCUUUGAUGGAAAACAUGAAAGCAAGUGUUAUAAAAUCUCCUCCAUGACAUUCGUUUGCUGUGCCUUUGCUUCUCUGAACAGUAGCAUCAACCCCCUGAUCUAUUUCUUAGUUGGAUGGGGUCGAACGAUGGGUAAAGUCAAGAUUUCCAUGAAGGCGGCACUUGAAAGAGUUUUCAGGGAUGAGCAAGACAAUAGAGAAGAACAAACCACCAGGACAGGAGCAACCCAUCUAUAAGGAUCUUUAUGUGUGAAAGCAGUUAUCUUUACCAAAUAAUUCUUCAGAAUUCACUUGUAAAAUCAUUAUUCAUACAUAAUAUUCAAAACUGAUUGGCAGUAUGUAACAGAAAAUAAUGGUGAGGGUAUAUCUCCUGGUUUCCAAAGAGAAAAUAUUCAAUUUUUUGCAUUAUUCAUCCUUUUACAAUGCAAUUCUUGACUUUAUUCCUACUCAAAAGAUGUAUCAAAUAAUUUGGAACUGUGCAAUGAGUAUCAGAAUGGCCAUGGUGUACGAUUUUUGGAUCAUGUGAUUUUAAUAUUUAUAGUAGGAUAUUUUUAAUGCUUUGUCUUAGUGUUUAAAUGUUGUUUAUGCCUUAGGUUUAAUGGUUUUAAUUAUUUUAAUUUAUAGUUAUAUGUUAGUGUUCAGUUAUUAUGUUUUCUAUUAUAUG
Molecule: messenger RNA, 1633 nt
Organism: Anolis sagrei ordinatus
Lineage: Eukaryota; Metazoa; Chordata; Lepidosauria; Squamata; Anolidae
Product: mas-related G-protein coupled receptor member D-like
Biological process (GO): G protein-coupled receptor signaling pathway
Cellular component (GO): membrane
Molecular function (GO): G protein-coupled receptor activity
Source: RefSeq, a predicted model, not a curated record